UCUCAUGGCCAGAACUUCCCCCAAACUCAUCGUUCUCUUAACCAUCUUUACCUUCUUUAUUGUCCACAGCAAAUCUGAUGGCUUCUCUCGAAGGACUCUUUCACUGGGAUCUAAGCGGCUUAAGCAUGAGAAGAUGAGUCACCUUCACUUCUACUUCCAUGACACUACUAAAGGUCGUAACCCAACUGCCAUUAGGGUUGCUGAAGCACCAUCAACUAAAACAUCAGCAACAGCUUUUGGUGCUGUGGUGGUGAUGGAUGACCCAUUAACGGAGACACCAGAAGCUACGUCGAAGCUGGUGGGAAGAGCUCAGGGGAUCUACGCUUUCGCAUCACAGAGCGAAGUGGCUCUCUUAAUGACCCUUAAUUUUGUUUUCAUGGAAGGGAAGUAUAAUGGGAGCACACUUAGCAUAUUAGGAAGAAACGCAGUGUUCUCAGAUGUGAGAGAGAUGCCGGUGGUCGGAGGGAGUGGGAUUUUCUGGUUUGCCCGGGGUUAUGCUCUUGCCAAGACUCACUCCUUCGACAACACCACAAAUGGGGAUGCAGUGGUUGAGUACAAUAUCUAUGUCAUCCAUUACUGAUACAUGAUGCUCGACAUUUUUUUUU
Molecule: messenger RNA, 605 nt
Organism: Telopea speciosissima
Lineage: Eukaryota; Viridiplantae; Streptophyta; Magnoliopsida; Proteales; Proteaceae
Product: dirigent protein 22-like
Exons: 1
Coding region: 5-580 (191 amino acids)
Source: RefSeq, a predicted model, not a curated record